GAAACUCUCCACACGACACAACCCCGAGUUCGACAUGGCGUCCAACGUAGCGGACUCGCCAUUCUUCCAGCAGCAGAAGGCGAAAGGCAACAUCAUCGUCCAUGAUCCUCCGAAAUUCGACCUCGAAUCCUAUAUCUCCAAUUACGAUGGCUUCACUCGUCUCGACCGCCUGCACCACAUCGGCUCGCACUCGGCCUACCUCGCCGUAGACGCAUACCGCAUAGCUAUCGCGGAGGCCAAGCAGGGCAAGAACGUCAAGCUGUACCUCUUACUCGUCGAGGAGCUUAGUCAGAUAGCGCCGAAUGACCCGGCGGCCCUGACAGACACGGCGUGGGCGGAGAAGAAGACGCGGGAGGUGCAGCAGGAGCAGGACCGGCUGGACCAUGAGCUGAAGUCGUACAAGAACAAUCUCAUCAAGGAGAGCAUACGGAUGGGCAACGAAGACAUGGGCCACUUCUUCUACGCAUGCGGGGACUGGAGCGCUGCCCACAAGGCUUACAUGCGCAUGCGGGAACACUGCACUUCGAACAAGCACCUCGCCGACAUGACUCUCCGCCUCGUGUUCGUCAGCAUCGCACAGAAGUCGUGGUUAGGCGUGCAAUCGCACGUUGCCAAAGUGGACGCGGCACAGCUCAAGGGAGACGAGAAGAUCAAGCUAGAACCAAUCAUUUCUGCUUGCACGGGGCUGGCACAUAUGUGCACGAGCAAUUUCCGCGACGCGGCUACGAACUUCAUUCACACCUUCCCCACCUUCUUGACACUAGAGCCAGCGGCGGGGAUAACAUGGCAGCGGGAAGUUCUAUCGGGCAACGACAUAGCUGUAUACGGCGGCCUCUGUGCACUAGCAUCGAUGGACCGGAGCGAGCUGCAGAAUCAGGUCCUAGCUAAUAGCGACUUCCGCAACUUCCUGGAGCUCGAGCCGCACAUCCGCCGCGCCAUUACCCUCUUCUGCAACUCCAAGUACAGCGCCUGCCUUGAGAUUCUAGAGGGCUACCGGAAUGACUAUCUCCUGGAUGUAUACCUUUCCAAGGUCCUCAGCACCAUAUACGGUCGCAUCCGAACCAAGAGCAUCGUCCAAUACUUCAUCCCCUUUAGCUGCGUCACGCUGGAUGAGAUGGCGACCAAGUUCCAGCUCACAGGCGAAUUCGCUACCAUCGAGGAUGAGCUCGAGACGAUGAUCAACAACGGCACUCUGGAUGCGCGGAUAGACCUCGUUGACCGGCUCCUUAUUUCACCUCCGACAAAUCCGCGCUACAAUGUCCACGCAGAUGCCCUCGCCAUGGCGGAGAAGUACGACCACACUCUCCGCCUGCGGUUGACGCGCCUCAACAUGCUAGCUGCAGGAAUGGAGAUACGGCCAGAUAAGAACCAGCCGCGGGAGGGACCUCCGGGAACGGGUGAGGGUCUGAGCUCUGGGAUGAGGGGUAUUGGAUCCAGGCUAGGCCUGACGUAGGCGCCAAAAGAAUAGAGCGAGCGACAUUGAUAUAGCAUUUGCAGGCGUUCUUCGGGAUGGCGUAGAGCAGCGAUAGGUAUAGCAACUCCGCUAAGGGGCGUUGAACCGUUCAGAUGACGGAUGCAUGAAGGAGGCGCGGUCCCCCAAGGCCGCAUCCCCGCGCUCCAUCGAAUGAAAAUGCAAGGUCUUCAACAU
Molecule: messenger RNA, 1648 nt
Organism: Trematosphaeria pertusa
Lineage: Eukaryota; Fungi; Ascomycota; Dothideomycetes; Pleosporales; Trematosphaeriaceae
Product: PCI-domain-containing protein
Exons: 4
Coding region: 35-1453 (472 amino acids)
Cellular component (GO): COP9 signalosome
Source: RefSeq, a predicted model, not a curated record